Molecule: messenger RNA, 989 nt
Organism: Calidris pugnax (ruff)
Lineage: Eukaryota; Metazoa; Chordata; Aves; Charadriiformes; Scolopacidae
Product: vegetative cell wall protein gp1-like
Exons: 4
Coding region: 99-989 (296 amino acids)
Source: RefSeq, a predicted model, not a curated record
GUGCUGCUGGCAGUGACUAAGGCUCACGUGCGACGGGUGGGCGGUGGAGGAAGCAGCUUCGAGGCCUCGCGAGCAGCCAAGGGAAGUCACCGUCCCUGAUGGGAGACAGCGUUGUCCCCCCCACCUCGCCGCUCCCCUCGCCUGGGGAUGCCCUGCAGGGAGAGCACACCCCCCCGCAGCGGGACCGACCUGUCCCUCCAGCCCUCAUCCCCUCCGGACAGCCCGUCUCGCCCGUCCCUCCAGCUGUCACCCCCUCCGAAAAGACCCUCUCACCCGUCCCUGCAGCCGUCACCCCCCCCAAGCAGCCCGUCUGCCCCCCAGCUGUGAUGGCCCCCCCCGAGAGCAGCACCCCACAGCGGGACCAACCCGGCCCUCCAGCCACAUUGCCACCAGGACAGCCCGUCUCCCCCAUCCCUGCAGCCGUGGCCCCCUCGGCAGAGAGUGUCCCCCCCUGGUGUGACCGGUCCCCUCCCGGGCCCCCCAGGCCAGCUGUGACGGAGCACCCCAAAGAAGAGGCAUCGCCCCACGCCGCUGGCCAGGGCAUCCCUGCUGCUGCUGCCCCUUGCCCGGCAGAGACGCUGCCCCGCGGGAUUGACCCCCCAGCCCCUGCUGCUGGCGAAGGGGCCCCCUCCGAUGCCAAAAGCCCCCUGGGUGGCACAGCCGGGCCCUCGAAGGACGUGCUGCCCCGCAGUGACCGCCCAGCCCCAGCUGCAGCCUCACCAGCUCCGGCCACCAGCCCCAGACCCAAGCAAGAUGCCCAGAAAGCCCAGGCGAGGCACAAGCAGGCGAAGGAGCGGCGCGAGGAGCGGGCCAAGUACCUGGCUACUUAUUUUCUCUCCUCUCCUCUCCUCUCCUCUCCUCUUCUCCCGGGGUGGGCCAUGUGCGAUGCCCCCGGCCCUGGAUGGGGCUGGCACGCGGAGCAGCCCGUGGUGGGUCCCGGCCGAGCCACAGAGCAGGAACGUGAGGCUGUGGCAGACGGGGGGAGCUGA